This is a messenger RNA of Sturnus vulgaris (Common starling), 1143 nucleotides long. RefSeq names its product testis expressed 12 (gene TEX12). Lineage: Eukaryota; Metazoa; Chordata; Aves; Passeriformes; Sturnidae. The record is from RefSeq and is a predicted model, not a curated record.
AUGGAAUUCAGGCCGGCCCGGGGCUCCCCGCCAUUCCCCCGCCGUCUCCGGCCCUUUGAGGCGCUGCCUGCCCCCCGCUCAGUGGCCCCAGUGACCGCUCAGCAAACACCGCGUGCUUUCCGUGCGGCGGCCACGGCGAGCGGCUCGCAAACAGCGCAUCAGGACAGAAAUAAAAACAAAGCGAUGGAGACUGAAGCUUCAGAAAAUCCUCAGUUGUCUGACAAAACAGACUUGGCUCCUUCUGAGGACUCGCAGUCCCUUUCCAAGACUGAACCACUGGAAAAGGUUUUAAAUGAGACGAGCAAAGAAAUUACUAACUUGUUAUCAAAAUAUGCCAACAUUAUAAGUACAAGAACAGCGUUGGAUUCUUCUUAUGUCCAGGAACUUGAUGAGAUCUUAAAAGAAGCCAAGGCCAUAGAAAACCACUUAAAGCAGAAGAGGGAGAUGCUGAAACAGAGAUUCACUGUCAUUGCUAACACUCUGCAAAGCUAAAUGGAGUUUGUUAUAGAAAUGCAGAGCCAAAGCUGUGUUUGUGUAUGAACACAAACUCUGAUGAGUGUUGUGAUGUCUGUUUUUUGUAUAAAUAUUUGUCAGUUUUGGGAAACUUCCAACAAGUUAAGCAGCUCCUCAGUGUUUAGAUACAUAGUGUAGUUAGUAAAAACUGUUCUGAAUAUCUGUUUUAAAUCCUGUGACUCAAGGGAUUAAGACAUUAAGCCAUGUUAACCCAUUAAACAUAGCAAAAAAAAUAAAUUCUGUGAAAGAGAAAUUUAUGAUGUAAGUAGAAAAUUACCUCAGAUUAUUUAAUGUUAACCAUUUUCUGGUUAUGGUUUUUUUUUUCAUUUCAACUUUAAAAAAUACUUUUGUGCUAAAAUCUUAGUAGAAUACAUUUGCAAUGUUAUUUCCAUUUUGCCUCAGAAUGUAAACAGGCUGAAAAGAUCAGCAUAGAAAUAAGAGGGUUCUAUAAAGAACUUUGAGAAAGUGUAAAAUCUUAAUUUGAAAUGCAUUGUCAUACUGGUAUAUGUGUUAGAUUUCAAGGCCCUGUUGAUAUAAACCAUAAUCAAAGCUUUGCUGUUGAUAUCAAUAAAUAACUAGAUAAAGUUAACAUGAUCUAGAAUUACAGUGUUAUUUUGUUACCUGGCUACA